Periconia digitata is the source of this 2347-nucleotide messenger RNA. The record is from the annotation of a GenBank genome assembly. NCBI's taxonomy places the organism in Eukaryota, Fungi, Ascomycota, Dothideomycetes, Pleosporales, Periconiaceae.
UCUGACAAUUCCCGAUCUAAUCCUGGCUGCAGACCACCCAGAACCCUUGCCCACAUCUCGCUGGCGACCAGCCACAUCGCGCGCUCGAGCGUUUACCCUUUCGACGAUCCAAACGACGCCAUACACACCCUUCGGAGAUUGACGAUCAACAAGCCAGUAGAGUUUGUCUCCCAUGACCAGCAACAGCCAGAAAAACAGGUAUUGCACAGUCGCCAGCGAGCCGCCCCGCUAAACGCUGAAAAAACAAAGAGCUACACUGCGCCACCGCUCGCAAACCGCAGCGUCUUGGGCGGAAUGACGUACCAUGGCAGAUCGCGCCCUCGACUGCCUCAUAUGGUCGACUUGUCUGCCUUCGCCUGCCGUGUCAACUCACUCUCACUCCCCCCUUGUAUAUAUAUCCAAGAUCCGUACCCGCAUCUUGCAGAUCCCUUGGUCAUACACGCAUAAUUGGAAAUUCGAUCGAAUCGAAUAAAAGAGAUCGCAAUGCCGUCUACAACGCAGACACAGACACAGCAACAGACAAAGCCGAAACCAAAGCCAAAGUCGAAAACUCAGUCCACCAACGCACAAAACAAAAGUAAUAACACCAAGAUGAGUAGUAACCAGCAGCAACCGCCCCCGCAGCAGCAGCAGCAAAUCCCCGAGCGAGAUAUCAAACAAAACUCGGGCGUCUCCGCCAGCAUGGCGCUGCAGGCCACGCAAAAGGCCUGGGACCUGCGACAAGCAGCCAACGCAGCCGGCGACCCAGAUGCUCGCGAACAAAUCCUCGCCAAAGCCGUCAACAAGGAAAUCGAAGCCGAGUCGUUUGGCAAAGCGGCAAAGUACACACAGAGCGGUGCGUUCCAGGGUCUAGCCGCAGGCGCAGGACUAGGCGUACAACCUGGUGUGACGAUUGGGAAGUUGACGGGCGCCAUUGUUGGGGGAACGGUCUCGACAAUUACUGGACUGCUGGGUGGCGGCAUCGGCUCCGUCUACGGGGCCAUGAACGGACCUAUGUGGGAUCUUGGGCAGAUGGCGUCGCACGGAGUUCGCGGUGUGGUCGAAGGCGCCACAGGCGAUGCACUGAACUUCGGGAAAGCGACAGAUUCGCAGAAGAAGGCGCUUGAGAAGAUGGUGGUGCAAACUAAAGAGACGCAGGCCCCUAGCAAGGAAGAGCUCGAGCAGAUGAAGGCCGAUGCCCCUGAUGAUAUGCCGCAGUCGUGGUCCCAGAUGAGCAAAGAUAUGACUAGUUGGAGACCGUCGAUGCCUGAGAUGCCGAACAUGCCGAAUGUAUCCAAGGCCGGAGCGGGAUUGGGACUCGGUGGCCUGGGAGCAUCGAUGUGGGGUGGAGGAGGGGGAGGAGAGGAGCAGGGUCAGAGCAAACAAGGAGGCGGAAGUGGUGGUGGUGGUCAGAAGCAACAGACCAGCCAGGCACAGCAACCUCAACGUCAAACUCCCACCAACAAACCGUCUCAGCAACCAGCCAACAACAAACCCCGACAAGCACCUCCCAAACCCAAACAAGCACCUACCCCGAGCACCAACGCCUCCACGCCUAAGAAGACCACCUCAUCUUCGAACAAACCUCAGUCCUCGUCGUCCACCACCGCCCCUAGACAGCAACCAGCACAAUCUAAACCUAAACCAGCCGCAACAGCUCCCUCUCAAAAGUCAUCGUCUUCGCCGAAUAAACCAAACACCACCAGCAGCAGCAGCAGCAGCAACAACAACACAUCCCCAUCAUCCGCCACAGAGAAGCGGAAACCUAGAAAACUGGCACCGAGAAGCAACAACAACACAAACUCUUCCACAACUGCACAGCAGCAAAAAGAUGGUAGCUCACCUGGGAAAAACAACGCUUCUGCUCCUCCUCCCAAGAGAGCCCCUAGAAAGUUGGAGUCUAGGCAACGUGUUGCUGCUGCGUCGUAGAUGCGUGAUCUUCUUCCCUCUCUUUUCUCUCUCUCUCUCUCUUUCAUUUGGGUGAGGAGAAGGAGGGAGCAAGGCGAUGGGCUGGUUAGUCAUUUGGAUGACUUUUUAGCGGAAAUUGGAAUUCCUGCUUUUUUUUUUUCCGUGUCGUUGCAUGCAUGCAUGCAUGCUUGCAUGUUAUGUAUGUAUGUAUGUAUGUAUGUUAUGUAUCCAUGUGUGUCUAUGUAAUUCUCGUCCCGUUUAGUUUUGUGUGUAUCUUAUGAAACGGCCAAAAUUCAACAUUUACUUUAACAUUCCUUUUCUCUUUUUCUUUUCUCUCUCUCUCUCUCUCUCUACAACAGACUUUAGUAAAAAACUCUUGUUAUCUAGUGUUACUAUACUUGGAAUCCCCCUUUUCUCUUCCGUUGUCUUGAUCUUGUAUCUUCUCCCUGUCUUUCUCCUU